AGUCGCUAUGUGGCAGCCCGACGCUCGCACUCGCCAUGCACCGAACCCCCGCCAGAAGCCAACGCAUCAUCUUAUGCACCGCUGCUACCUUGUCGCUGGCCAUCGCACGGCCCGAUCGGUGAGGAGAAGGACGGUAAAGUGAAACUGAAAGCGAAGUGUCACUUGGAGUAGUUGUGAACACGCUUGGACGAAACCUUCCCACAUAGCCAUUCACCCACUUCGGCCAACAGAACGAAUCAGGGCGAUCUAGAGUCGUAGAGACUGAGUUAGACGCGAUUGGAACUGGAGAGUCGAGUGUGCACCAAAGGAGUGGGUGCAAAGGUCAGAUGAGGAAGCGCUGAAAGGUCUGCUGUCUCUUCUCGCCUGCUUGUGGAUCUACAAGUAACGGAGAUGGCUUGCAGUGGGUGUGUGAAUCGUCUCAGCUUCUGCUGUUUGUCCGCCCAAAGCAUACUGCUCGUUUCAUGCGCGUUCUGGCUAGGUUCUCAUGCUGCGCCAGUUCAACACCGAGGGCAUUGGCCGGAGGCAGCAGAUUUGGCCACUCUUGCAGCGCCUAACUGCAGUUUGCUAACACUUUGGUCUGCGGAACAGCUGCAAAUCACAGCGAGGCCACUACUGCCUCCGAACUCGAUCGUUUCUCAUGCUUAUCUGAACUGCUUGGCAUUCGAUCGUCGUGGUUUCGCCAAGGAGGUCGUCUUCACGGUGGUGGACAAUGACAAUGCUUUGCGGCAGUUGCACUUCGUCUGUACGCACAACGGCUCCUUGGAGAUGGAUCUCUUCGGGUUUCCCAACCCAACGAACACGGGAGAGACGUGUCGUGGCUGCCGGAAUGCUACCGAAUCGUGUGACGUCUGUGACCUGUCAUGUCAGAAUGGUGGCACGUUGCUCUCCGACUGCAGCAGGUGCCUGUGCAUGCCUCUCUAUACUGGACGGCAGUGUGAAACCCUGAACCCGCAGCAGGACCCAGCUCUCACAAUUGCAACCAUAGAGCCACCAACCUCAGGUCAAAACCAGUCUGAAGUUGACCCAACCAUACCACUGGAUCAUGGCGAAGGAAAUGCUACCGAUGGUACGCCUUCGGAACAACCCUCCGUGGUUGAGGAACAAGUUGCAAAUGCUACAGAAGGUACACCGUCGGAACAACCCUCCAUGGCUGAGGAACAAGUUGCAAAUGCUACCGAAGGUACCCCUUCAGAACAAACCUCCAUGGCUAAGGAACAAGUUGCAAAUGCUACCGAAGGUACCCCGUCGGAACAGACCUCCGUGGUUACGGAAGAAGUUGCGAAUGCUACCGAAGAUACCCCGUCGGAACAACCCUCCAUGGUUAAGGAACAAGUUGCAAAUGCUACCGAAGAUACCCCGUCGGAACAAACCUCCAUGGUUAAGGAACAAGUUGCGAAUGCUACCGAAGAUACCCCGUCGGAACAACCCUCCGUGGUUACGGAACAAGUUGCGAAUGCUACCGAAGAUACUCCGUCGGAACAAACCUCCAUGGUCAAGGAACAAGUUGCAAAUGCUACCGAAGGUGCCCCGUCGGAACAACCCUCCAUGGCCACAGAACAAGUUGCAGCAAGCACCCCACCCAAUGGCACAACUACACCAAGCAAUUAUAUCAUGACAACAAGUAAUGAUGUCAUUCCCACUGCAGACGGCGGUGUUCCGGUCGAGUUUGCUAAGACAGAACCCAAUCAGAUUGCUGCAAAGCCUGUUGAUUCAACUGCAGAACCCUAUCCAUAUCUAGGCAAGGAUGCAGGCAAGGAUAUUCUCCAAGUUCCAGCCGACCGCCAGUAUAAGAUACAUGAUCAUGGUCACCCAACCGGUUAUCCUUUAGGAGGCGGCAAUGGAGAGAAAAGCGGCGUUAUAUACGCUGGCCCAGGGAGCACGACUGUCCCAAACGCUGACUUUGACUGGAAGGCCGCGCCAGUCUCUACAAAAGUGAAUACCGCUGUGGUAUUCGCAAACAGCACAGCAACUGAGUCACCACCAGGAGUGGCAACUGAGUCACCAUCAGGAGUGGCAACUGAGAGUACACAAACCAAUGCAUCCGAAACUGCAGGCCAAACAGAAGUGGCUGCUCAAACUGCUGAGUCGGUCACAACCUUGGGUGCCGGGGAAACCACUCCACCAACCAAUGCAUCUGAAAUUGAAGGCGAAACGGAGGUGGCUGCUCAAACUGCCGAGUCGGUCACAACCUUGGGUGCCGGGGAAACCACUCCACCAACCAAUGCAUCUGGAACUGCAGGCCAAACGGAGGUGGCUGCUCAAACUGCUGAGUCGGUCGCAACCUUGGGUGCCGGGGAAACCACUCCACCAACCAAUGUAUCUGAAACUGAAGGCCAAACGGAGGUGGCUGCUCAAACUGCCGAGUCGGUCACAACCUUGAGUGCCGGGGAAACCACUCCGCCAACAAAUGCAUCUGGAACUUCAGGCCAAACGGAGGUGGCUGCUCAAACUGCUGAGUCGGUCGCAACCUUGGGUGCCGGGGAAACCACUCCACCAACAAAUGCAUCUGAAACUGAAGGCCAAACGGAGGUGGCUGCUCAAACUGCUGAGUCGGUCGCAACCUUGGGUGCCGGGGAAACCACUCCACCAACAAAUGCAUCUGAAACUGCAGGCCAAACGGAGGUGGCUGCUCAAACUGCCGAGUCGGUCGCAACCUUGGGUGCCGGGGAAACCACUCCGCCAACCAAUGCAUCUGAAACUGAAGGCCAAACGGAGGUGGCUGCUCAAGCUGCCGAGUCGGCCACGACCAUGAGUGCCGGGGAAACCACUCCACCAACCAAUGCAUCUGAAACUGCAGGCCAAACGGAGGUGGCUGCUCAAACUGCCGAGUCGGCCACGACCUUGAGUGCCGGGGAAACCACUCCACCAGCCAAUGCAUCUGAAACUGCAGGCCAAAUGGAGGUGGCUGCUCAAACUGCCCAGUCGGGCACAACCUUGGGCGCCGGGGAAACCACUCCACCGGGAAUUGCAGAAGGAACGGUUGUCAAUACAGAGAACACUACGGCUGAGACCGGCGUUGAUUCCAACCCAGCUGCUCCUAGUACUGAUGGUGUCCACAUUAACAUGACAGAAUUAAUCAAUGUAGUCGUUCCCACCAUGGCACAAGACAAUACCGAGAUUGGCACUGAGCAAAACGUAACUCAGCCCAAUCAAACAACGGAAGCAGCAGAGGCCAGAACACCGCAUUUUGAUGCUCACCACAGCGCAGUGCAAACUGAAGUACCCGCUACUGAUCCGAUGGCAGAGACAGGAGGACCUGAAACAAUUGAGUAUGCGCCCGCAUGGGUCACCACCGGCCAAAAUGCAUCCCAAGCAGCCACGGACAGGCAAACAGAACAGAAUCAUAGUAUCGAGACAACGCCAGAAUCUCCUGCCGUGCGAACUGAUGUACCUACUCCUAAUGCAACAGCAGAGACUGGAGGACCGGAAACAAUCGAGUAUGCACCCACAUGGGUCACCAAUGACCGAAAUCUAACCCAAGCAGCCACAGACAUGCAAACGGAACAGAAUCAUAGUAUCGGAACCACGCCGGAAUCCACCACAGAGGGAACUGAGGUACCCGCUACUGAUCUGACGGCAGAGACGGGAGGACCUGAAACAAUCGAGUAUGUACCCGCAUGGGUCACCACUGGCCAAAAUGUAUCCCAAGCAGCCACGGACAUGCAAACAAGAAAGAAUCAUAGUGUAGGAACCACGCCAGAAUCCACUGCAGUGCAAACUGAGGUACCCGCUACUGAUCUGACGGCAGAGACAGGAGGACCAGAAACAACGGAGUUUCCACCCGCAUGGGUCACCACCGGACAAAAUGUAACCCAAGCAGCCACGGACGUGCCAACAGAACAGAAUCCUAGUGUCGGAACCACGCCAGAAUCCACUGCAGUACAAACCGACAUACUCGGUCCUGAUGCAACAGCAGAGACUGGCGGGCCUGAAACAAUCGAGUACGCACCCGCAUGGGUCACCACCGACCAAAAUGUAUUCCAAGCAGCCACGGACAUGCAGACAGAGCAGAAUAUUGCUAUCGGAACCACGCCAGAAUCCACUGCAGUGCAAACUGUGGUACCCGCUACUGAUCUGAUGGCAGAGACGGGAGGACCUGGAACAAUUGGGUACGCAGCGGCAUGGGUCACCAAAGACCGAAUUAAUGUAUUCCAAGUAGGCACAGACAUGCAAGCAGUGCAGAACCCUGAUGUCGGAACCACGCCAGAACCCACUGCUGUGCAAACUGAGGUACCCGCUACCGACCUGAUGGCAGAGACAGGAGGACCUGAAACGAUCGAGUAUGCACCCGCAUGGGUCACCACUGGCCAAAAUGUAUCCCAAGUACGCACGGAUAUGCAAACGGAACAGAAUCAGAAUAUUGGAACCACGCCAGAAUCAACUGCCGUGCAAACUGACGUGCCCGCUACUGAUGCAACGGCAGAGACGGGAGGACCUGAAACAACGGAGGUCGCAGCCGCAUGGGUCACCACCGACCAAAAUAUAUUCCAAGCAGGCACGGAUAUGCAAACAGAACAGAAUCAUAGUAUCGGAACCACGCCAGAAUCCGCCAUAGAGCGAACUGAGGUACCCACUACUGAUCUGACAGCAGAGACUGGAGGACCUGAAACUACAGAGUUCCCACCUGCAUGGGUCACCACCGGCCAAAAUGUAUCCCAAGCAGCCACAGACAUGCCAACGGAACAGAGUAAUAGUAUUGGAACCACGCCAGAAUCCACCACAGAGGAAACUGAGGUACCCGCUACUGAUCUGAUGGCAGAGACGGGAGGACCUGAAACAACGGAGUUCCCACCCGCAUGGGUCACCACCGACCAAAAUGUAUCCCAAGCAGGCACGAACCUGCAGACAGAACAGAAUCAUAGUAUCGGAACAACGCCAGAAUCUACUUCCGGGCAAACUGAUGUACCCACUACUGAUGCAACAGCAGAGACGGGAGGACCUGAAACAACGGAGUUCCCACCCCGGGUCACCACCGACCAAAAUGUAUCCCAAGCAGGCACGAACAUGCAGACAGAACAGAAUCAUAGUAUCGGAACAACGCCAGAAUCUACUUCCGGGCAAACUGAUGUACCCACUACUGAUGCAACAGCAGAGACGGGAGGACCUGAAACAAUGGAGUUCCCGCCCGCAUGGGUCACCACCGACCGAACUGUGUUUCAAGCAGGCACGGACAUGCAAACAGAACAGAAUCAUAGUAUCGGAACAACGCCAGAAUCUACUGCAGUGCAAACUGAGGUACCCGCUACUGAUCUGACGGCAGAGACAGGAGGACCUGAAACAACGGAGUUCCCACCCGCAUGGGUCACCACCGACCGAACUGUGUUCCAAGCAGGCACGGACAUGCAAACAGAACAGAAUAAUAGUAUCGGAACAACACCAGAAUCUCAUUUUGCCACAAGCCAGGCUGAGCAGGCACUGGACAGGACAACCCCGCAGUCAAGUGAUUCUACUGCUGUGCCGGCAUCUGGUACAGAUAUGAGUGCUAUGACUACCACGGCCAGUGCAGCACAUACUGGUGCUGGUACACAGCAAGUGGGAACAGCGGAUAUUCUCGCAGUGCCUACAGAGGACGUCAGGACGUUUACCGCUCAGCCGGUAGAACUAGAGACCACCCAGCAAUCUACCGCUGGGCCCGAGGUUGCCACGUUCAUGCCCACAACCACGCUAUCUGAUGCUGUGCAGCGGGAAACAACAGACGCAGAAGUGGCUACCAGUAUGCUGGGCACAACGGAGGUGCAAACAACUGCACCACAGACCACCACUCAACCUUUGACAACUACACUACCGACAACAACACAAACUCCAACAGCCACACCGCUAUCUACCACGCAGCACCCGAUGACCACCACAACGCUUGCUGCUGAGGUGAUAAUCACAACAGCCACUGAUCCUUGCCUGGUGGAUCCGUGUCAGAACAAUGGCACGUGCAGUCGCAAAGGAGCUGGAGAGGCAUACACCUGCGAAUGCCAGCUCGGCUUUGAGGGCAAAAACUGUGAGACGGAUGUGGAUGAGUGUGCUCUGAGAGGAUGGAUGUGCCUGAAUGGUGGCACCUGCAUCGAUCAGGUCAAUGACUUCUCGUGCGAGUGCGCAGCUGGGUUCACAGGAGCAUUCUGCGCUGUGGAGAUUAACGAGUGUGAGUCCGAGCCAUGCCUGAAUGGAGCACAGUGCAUCGACGGACUGCACCAGUACACGUGUCUGUGCGCGGCAGGCUUCUCGGGCGCCAACUGUGAGGUCAACGUGGACGACUGUGCUGGCCUGCCCGGCGACGUGUGCAUGAACGGGGGCCAGUGCCGCGACCUGGUGGGUACAUUUGACUGUGCGUGUGCACCAGGUUUCACCGGGCCGUGGUGCGGGGUCAACAUUGAUGAAUGCGGACUGUUCCGCGCCAUCUGCCAGAACGAGGCGAAGUGCGUGGACGGAAUCAACAACUUCACGUGUCAGUGUCCGCCCGGCUUCGAUGGCCACUACUGCGAGGUGAACAUUGACGACUGUGUGAAUGUCACGUGUGAGAACGCCGGAGAGUGCGUGGACGCCAUCAACGCGCACUGGUGCAAGUGUGCCGAGGGCUUUGGCGGUAAUUUCUGCGAGGUGCCGGCCGGCGGCUGUGGCAAGCCGUCGCCAUGCCAGAACGGAGGCCAGUGCAUACCGAUUGGAGCAGAGGACUACCACUGUGCAUGCUCUAAGGGAUUUGUCGGCUCUCAGUGCCAGCAUGAGGUCAACGAAUGCCAGGCGUCUCCAUGCCAGAACGACGGUGUCUGUAUUGACAAGGUCAGCGGCUUUUCCUGCCACUGCACUAAGGCCUUCUGGGGCAAGCAUUGCGAGUACAGUGUUGAUCACUGCUGGAGCAACCCGUGCCAAAACAAUGCCUCCUGCCUCGGCAUGCUGGACAGUUACUUCUGUACAUGCACCGAUGGAUUUGUUGGACGUGACUGCCAGCUAAGCGUUGCUGCAAAGGCUGCUCCUGCAAAGACAGAAGGACAACCACCUCCCCCGGAGCCUGUCAUACACUCGCCACUACCUAAACGGCCACCGCCACCGGACAAUUACUUCCCGCUGGGACUAUACAACGGACGUGAGCUAGUAUAGGCGGCCAUGAGAGUGGAGGCAAAGCCGGACCAUUGCCGUGGGCACAAAGUAGUGAAAGGCGUAUAAUUGUGUUACUAUACCGCAAUCACACUCUUCUGUGGCCAUCAACUUCAAUCGACACGUGCAGCUACCGGAUCAAAAUUGUUAUAUAUUUUAUCACCCUUCUCUUCUAUUUCUCUAAAAACUUGUAUCUUUGAUGAGACGUGAUCAUUCACAGUCGACAAGAAGGGAGAGUACACUGGACUCGGGACCACUCACUCCAAGAGCAACUAUUGUAAUCUCAGCAAGUUUUAUGGCCAUCUGUACCCCCCCCCCCCCUCUCCUUGUGGCGGAGAAUCUCUCCACCGGGCCUGUGAUGGCCAGUGGUCUUGUAAAUUCAACACCGGUACAUGUACUGCAUUAUUUUAUUUUUAUAGCUGUUAAGUGUUCAGUUGUACGGUGUUUAGACGUUUGCUUCAAAUCCCAUACAUGUACACUGCCUUGACAUGCACACACCGUAAACAAAACUGAUAAAAUUAUCCUAAAAAUUUACUGAUUCAACAACUGAGGCAAGCAGGUUUGUUCAUUUUCAUUGCAUGCGACUGGCGAAAAAACCCAACAACACAAGCUCCAUCAGCCCAGGAACGAACAGUACUAGUACAUAAGUUAUGAUAAUGCACUCUUGCUGGAACUUAUUACAAGCUGUUGCAUACUUUUUAUCGUGACUGUGUAGGAUGCACAGUCUUCCUUUUGAUCUCAUAUGGUGGCACCAGGGAGUGGAGUGGACUCCCUGGCUAGCACCUUGCACCCUAGGCCCAGUGUUGGUAGGUCUAGGACUUAGUUGAGCAGCAAUGACGAAGAGAGAA
Molecule: messenger RNA, 7931 nt
Organism: Sycon ciliatum
Lineage: Eukaryota; Metazoa; Porifera; Calcarea; Leucosolenida; Sycettidae
Product: mucin-2-like
Exons: 6
Coding region: 391-7086 (2231 amino acids)
Molecular function (GO): calcium ion binding
Source: RefSeq, a predicted model, not a curated record